CGGUCAAUGUGGUGGGCUUCCUUAUUCCUGUGCCACUGGUGUGCUACUGCAGUUACCACAUCAUUGCAGUACUUGGGAACAAACAGAAGCGGCUUUUCGACGGGUGGAAUCUGGGAAAUACAGCACAAUACCCUUAGGCAGUGAUUUUAUUAUAAGCAGUUAAGGCUUUCCAGAGGUCUAGAGUACAGCUUACUUGCAAGAUGGAUGAAGUGAAGCCUGUAUCUGCGGCAUCAUUCCAACUCCAAAAUACCACAGAUUCUCCUUCACUUUCUAUGACAUUCAACUCAUCAGACUGGUAUCUUGUUUAUGCCAUCGUACCACCAUACAUCUUUAUCCUGUGCUUAACUGGGAUUUUAGGCAAUGCUUUUGUUUUAUUAGUGUUCUUCCUACAGAGGAGCCACUGGACUAUACCUGAGAUUUACCUGGGCAACCUUGCUCUUGCUGACCUUAUCCUGUUGGCUGGUCUGCCAUUCUGGGCCAUGAACAUCCUCAAUUACUUCUACUGGUCUUAUGGAGAGUUUCUAUGUAAGGUGGUCAACCUCUCCAUCAUUGUCAACAUGUACACUAGCAUUUACAUGCUGGUGAUGGUGAACGUGGACCGCUAUCUUGCUCUGGUGCUGACAAUGAAAGCCAGAUGGUUGAGAAGGAGACGUAACGCCAAAGCUGUUUGCUUUUGUCUCUGGGUGUUUGGACUGGCCAUGGGCAUACCCACUGCGACUUACCGGACAGUGCAGAAUUCCCCAGCCUUUGAGCAUGCAGCCUGCAUUAUCAUCUACCCUUUAGAGUCCUUGAAGGUGGCCCACAGCCUCCAGCUGAACCUGCUGGGCUUUGCCCUGCCUCUUCUGGCUAUUGUCUUCUGUAGCUGUAAUAUUGUGCGAGCCUUGCACAAAAGAAGGCAAAAUGUGGACAUACAGGAUAGAAAUGACCGGAAAGCCACGGUGUUGGUUUGUGCCGUGACCCUGCUGUUCCUCCUUUGUUGGGGUCCGUUCCACAUUAUAACCUUCCUGGAUACGCUUUGUGAUCUCCACGUCUUGGACAUGAUGAGGUGGUACCACGCCUUAGACAUCGGAUCCCAGUUUUCCACCUACUUAGCAUUCCUGAACAGCUGCCUUAACCCAUUGCUGUACGUAUGCACAGGCCACUACUUCAGGAGGAAAGUCAGCGAAAUCUAUAAGCGGAGAAGAAGCUCGGUUGGAUCUGUGGUCACUGCCCUGCAGCGCUCAGUUGUGUCAACCUAUGUCCAAAGGACUGAUCAAAUCAAACCAGUCGUACUGUAGGACCAGAGCUAUAGCAUAUGUACAUUACUAUAUAUGGAUAUAAAAUGGAUCCAGAAAGAAAUUUUCCUGGUAGAGAUAAUACAGCUCUAGAAAUAUACACACCAGAGCUCUCUGACACAAAAAUGUUUGUCAUAAUGACUUGUGUGGGUUGGACAAGCAUGUGGAGGGAUAUUUGUGAGCUAUAUAAACAAUUACCCUACUCUGCAGUCCCUGUAGCUUCUAAUAGUCUUGCUGUUUAGCAUCAAGCCUUGAACACUUUGUGCAUUACUGUCAGAGGUACUGUCAUUAUGUAUUACAACAUCAGUGCUACAGAAGUCCUUUUAGGAAAGUUUGUGCACUUUUUUCUCACUUUUUCCUGAUAGUGGCUUUACUAGCAAGCCAACUGAUGUUUUUUUAUUGAAGGGUGGACUUGUUGAGUGUUACAACCUUUGCCAUUUAUUUUUUAACAACUGAAAUGUCUUCCCCUCCUUUAUAAUCUCUCUGAUGAAAUAACAACCUGAGUGAAAUUAGCUACCUUAAAAAAUUAUUUCUUACUUACUUACUAGUGCCUACUUCACUGCAUCAGAAAUAAAGGUAUGAAACUGUGGCAGGUCCCCUCUUGUCACUCGGGUUGCGCCCUCAAGGGUACAUCUCAGUACCUUUAUUCAGGGAACACAGCUGUAAGAUAAUCCACUGAAAUUAUAUUUUCACAACAACAAAGCCGUCCAGCUGCUGAACCCAAAACCAUUAACUAAAUAUAAAAGACUAACAUGGAAGUGGGUAAAAAGAUUCAUUUCUCAUAAAUACACAUGACUACAUGUGAAAGUGUCAUCAGAAAAGCACAGAUCCACCAAAAGGUUCACUAAAGUAAAGCUAUUUUCACCCCAAUAUUAAAUAAAUGUGUUUAUUUUAUCUGUAAAUGUAAAAGAGAAUAUUGUUUUAAAAUAAAAAAAUGAAUUUGGUGAAUAAUGAUUCUGGGUUUACUACCCAGAACUAACACCUCCUUUGUAAAAAGUGUUAUAUGCUCAUAUAUGUAAAGUGUUAAUGUUACAGUUAUUGUUAUAGUUGGCACUACAGUUAAAAUGUGUUACAGUAGCAGUAAUCCAUGGAUGAGGUACAGUUUCAAUAAUGUUUCAGUAAAUAAAGCACCCAAUGCAGUACAGCUGUAACAGAAUUGUGAAAAAGAGAAUGACCAGUGCAGAAAAAGCAGCACUAAAGUGCAGUGCAGAUGAUAAAUAGAUGUACAAUGAUGUGUGAGGAAUGGCUGAAUUAGGUUGUUUUUAAGGGCCUCAUACCUAAAAACCGCAAAGAAAAUGUUUAGUCUCUGCAUCGUCUGUAACAAACGAUCUAAUGCUCCCUCUGCUGGAGCAGCAUAUCCUCGUACCCCUCAAGUUUCACAAAGGGGAGGUCACGUCAGUGUGACAGAGAGCAGCCACAUGCUGACAGACGCUAUUUUUAGCUAAGCUCUGAGGAAGCUACAAAUAGAGGAACAAGGCUGGGGCUAAGCAGGCCUCAGAUACAGACUGUUACCACUGGCACAGGCAUCUGAUUUUCUGUAGAAAACAGUGGAGCAGAGUUCUGACAACAUGCAUUAACAGACCAAUACAGUGUACUUCUGCUUGAGGUACUGAUUACUAACAGCUUUCACAUUUAUGAUAUUCACAAUAAAAAUCACAAUGUAAGGUAAACAUUGGCUAGUUGACUAUUACAAAAUUAUGUUUUGUUGAUUUUCAAACUGAAAAUUAGAGGAAGUACACAUCCUUUGUAAAGAAUAAACUAAAAUCUAGCACUUUCGGUGAAUUUUAGUGCACAAUUUCUAUUAUUUUAUUUUUAUUUAUUUUUUAUUUUCAUUUAGUUUUUUUCUGAUUUUAACAUAUUGGAAAAACAUGAAAUGCAACUUUUAAAAUGUGCCAUUUUCCAUUAUAAAAUGUACCGUUUGCAGGGGCAACUGUGUUUUUUCCCCCAGUAUGUUAAAUUCAAACA
Pygocentrus nattereri (red-bellied piranha) is the source of this 3239-nucleotide messenger RNA. Its product is annotated as B1 bradykinin receptor-like. The record is from RefSeq and is a predicted model, not a curated record. Gene Ontology annotation, biological process: neutrophil chemotaxis; immune response; G protein-coupled receptor signaling pathway. Gene Ontology annotation, molecular function: bradykinin receptor activity. The coding region runs from base 201 to 1277 and encodes 358 amino acids. NCBI's taxonomy places the organism in Eukaryota, Metazoa, Chordata, Actinopteri, Characiformes, Serrasalmidae. The transcript is spliced from 3 exons. Gene Ontology annotation, cellular component: membrane.